AACGAAUUUGUUUCAGUUUUAAUAUUUGAGACCAACCCAUUUGAUACGGCCUUGAAUACGGGACAUAUAUAUAUUGGAGAUCGUUUGUACAUUUUUAGUUUGGUUUUAGAUUUCUUCAACGGAUAUCAACAUGGCCUCAGUAAAAUUGUUCUUCAUUGCUAUUUUGGUUGUCGCUCUGUCCCUCAACACCUCAGCUUCCGGCUUGGACCCUAGUUCGACUGCCAAGCCCCGAUUUGAGACGAAAAACCGAAAACUAAGUGCUGGCGCUCUGCAGUCACUCGCUGGUUAAUUACUAUAGAAAACUAUAGAUAAAAUUGCCAUUAUAAAAAUGGACCAAUAAUAAAUUAUUUUCAACGAA
This is a messenger RNA of Drosophila simulans, 358 nucleotides long. It is a transcript of the gene Acp95EF, whose product is annotated as accessory gland-specific peptide 95EF. Bases 131 to 289 code for a protein of 52 amino acids. The record is from RefSeq and is a predicted model, not a curated record. The transcript is spliced from 2 exons. Lineage: Eukaryota; Metazoa; Arthropoda; Insecta; Diptera; Drosophilidae.